This is a messenger RNA of Aedes albopictus (Asian tiger mosquito), 604 nucleotides long. Its product is annotated as transposable element Hobo transposase. The transcript has 2 exons. Bases 181 to 462 code for a protein of 93 amino acids. The record is from RefSeq and is a predicted model, not a curated record. NCBI's taxonomy places the organism in Eukaryota, Metazoa, Arthropoda, Insecta, Diptera, Culicidae.
GGGAACAAUUGUAAAUUUUCUUCCAUUUAGCUGCAAGCAUAAGACCAUGAGUGAAAACAAUGCAUUUUCUUAUGCUUUGACGCAAGGUAUAAAAACACCGUCAACCUGUUCUAUCAACAUCAGUCACUCAAAGUCAUUUGCUUACAGUUCAGUUCAGCCUAGAACCAAUCCCCACUCAAAAUGUUCAAGCUCGUAGCUCUUACCAUUGUGCUGGCCGCCAUCGCCGCCCAAGCCGCACCACAGCUGCCAUCCAUCCCGGAGAUGCCAGCCACCCCGGAAAUGCCGGCCACUCCGGAAAUGCCAGGAGGCGCCGAAAUGCCAGCCACCCCAGAGAUGCCAGCCACUCCGGAAAUGCCAGCCGAAGGUGCCCCAAGUGCCGAGAGUGCCACCAUGCCCAACCUGCCCAACCGUAUCUCCAACCGAAUCUCGAACAGCGUGAACCGCGGCAACAGCCGUAACUAAGCGGGGAACAAUAAUCGAUCGUCCUGGAUGUUGCUGGAAGCUGCAAAAGCUGACAAAGGAAACCAAGGGAACCGAAUGUGUUGAAAAGAACAGACAUGAUUGGGUUAAUGUAAAUAAAUUGAAGAAGGAGAAUAAUUAAAAG